Rhineura floridana is the source of this 10218-nucleotide messenger RNA. RefSeq names its product protein kinase C alpha (gene PRKCA). Gene Ontology annotation, biological process: protein phosphorylation. Gene Ontology annotation, molecular function: ATP binding; diacylglycerol-dependent serine/threonine kinase activity; zinc ion binding. Lineage: Eukaryota; Metazoa; Chordata; Lepidosauria; Squamata; Rhineuridae. The record is from RefSeq and is a predicted model, not a curated record. The transcript is spliced from 18 exons. The coding region runs from base 190 to 2238 and encodes 682 amino acids.
GCCUCCCUCUUGCGCGUGGCUCAGACGUCAGGAGGAGCCCGAGCAGGCAGGAGGCAGCGCCCAUCCCUCAGCUGCCAGAGUGUUGGCGGCUGCCGGACGGGGCAGAGGAGGAGGAAGCGGCGUCCUGGGUUAGGCGAAGUCAAGCCAAGGAAGCAGGAAGGAGCGAAAGGCGGGGGGGGCGCACGCGCCAUGGCCGACGUCUUCCCAAAUCCCGAGCCCGGCUCGGGUCCCGACGCGGCGCAGCGCUUCGCCCGCAAAGGGGCCCUCCGGCAGAAGAACGUGCACGAGGUGAGGGACCACAAAUUCAUCGCCCGCUUCUUCAGGCAGCCCACCUUCUGCAGCCACUGCACCGACUUCAUCUGGGGGUUUGGGAAACAAGGAUUUCAGUGCCAAGUUUGCUGCUUUGUGGUUCACAAGAGGUGCCAUGAAUUUGUUACCUUUUCUUGUCCUGGGGCAGACAAGGGACCGGAUACUGACGAUCCCAGAAGCAAGCACAAGUUCAAAAUCCACACGUAUGGUAGCCCAACAUUUUGUGACCAUUGUGGGUCAUUGCUUUAUGGACUUCUACACCAAGGGAUGAAAUGUGACACCUGUGAUAUGAAUGUUCACAAGCAAUGUGUAAUAAAUGUACCAAGUCUUUGUGGAAUGGAUCACACAGAAAAAAGAGGAAGGAUCUAUUUGAAGGCUGAAGUGACUGGUGACAAGCUAGGAGUUACAGUACGAGAAGCAAGAAAUCUGAUUCCUAUGGAUCCAAAUGGACUUUCAGAUCCCUAUGUGAAGCUGAAACUUAUUCCAGAUCCUAAGAAUGAGAGUAAACAAAAAACCAAAACAAUCCGCUCCACACUUAAUCCACAUUGGCAUGAGACAUUCACAUUUAAAUUAAAGCCUACAGACAAAGAUAGAAGAUUAUCCGUGGAAGUCUGGGAUUGGGAUCGGACAACUAGGAAUGAUUUCAUGGGCUCUCUUUCUUUUGGGGUGUCAGAACUCAUGAAAUCACCAGCAUGUGGAUGGUACAAACUACUUAACCAGGAAGAAGGCGAGUAUUACAAUGUUCCAAUACCAGAAGCAGAUGAUGAUGGUAAUGUAGAACUGAGGCAGAAGUUUGAGGGUAAAAGAAAGGUCCAAGAUAAGAAAGCCAAACUUGGACCUUCAGCUAACAAAGUCAUAACUCCGAUUGAAGAUCGGAGCUGUAAUUUACCAUCCAAUAACCUUGAUCAGGUUAAGCUGACAGAUUUCAACUUUCUCAUGGUGCUUGGAAAAGGGAGCUUUGGGAAGGUGAUGCUGGCAGAACGGAAGGGAACGGAAGAACUAUAUGCAGUCAAAAUAUUGAAAAAAGAUGUGGUGAUUCAGGAUGAUGAUGUAGAGUGUACCAUGGUUGAAAAGAGAGUUCUAGCCUUGCCGGAAAAGCCUGCUUUCCUGACGCAGCUUCAUUCUUGCUUCCAUACUGUGGAUCGCCUGUACUUUGUCAUGGAGUAUGUGAAUGGUGGUGACCUCAUGUAUCAUAUUCAGCAAGUUGGAAAAUUUAAGGAGCCUCAAGCAGUUUUCUAUGCAGCUGAGAUCUCAGUGGGGCUUUUCUUUCUGCAUAAAAAAGGAAUCGUUUAUCGGGAUCUAAAAUUAGAUAAUGUAAUGCUGGAUCAUGAAGGGCACAUUAAGAUUGCAGAUUUUGGGAUGUGCAAGGAGAAUAUGAGUGAUGCAGUAACGACAAGGACCUUCUGUGGGACUCCCGAUUACAUUGCACCUGAGAUUAUUGCCUAUCAGCCAUAUGGAAAGUCAGUGGACUGGUGGGCCUAUGGUGUACUGUUAUAUGAGAUGCUAGCUGGUCAGCCUCCGUUUGAUGGUGAGGAUGAAGAUGAGCUCUUUCAAUCAAUAAUGGAACACAAUGUUUCUUACCCCAAAGCAAUGUCCAAAGAAGCUGUGUCCAUUUGCAAGGGGUUAAUGACUAAACAUCCUGCAAAACGUCUUGGCUGUGGGCCUGAGGGGGAGAGAGACAUCCAAGAACAUGCCUUCUUUAGGAGAAUUGACUGGGAGAAACUGGAAAACCAAGAGAUCCAGCCUCCAUUCAAACCAAAAGUAUGUGGCAAGGGUGCCGAAAACUUUGACAAGUUCUUUACCAGAGGACAGCCAGUGUUAACACCACCUGAUCAGCUGGUCAUUUCUAACAUAGAUCAAACAGAUUUUGAAGGGUUCUCCUAUGUCAACCCAGAGUUUGUACAUCCCAUGUUGAGGAGCGUAGUAUGAAGAUGACAGAUACAAAGAAACCACACAAAGAAAAAAUUGUGCUUAGCCCUGGCGUUUUUAGAUCUUUGCCUUGUUGAUUCCAUUUGGGUCUGAAAAUUGUAGGGGUAAGAAAUGAGGAAAGAGACCAAGGUUUACAGCAAAGAAUGUGUGAUCUUAGGAAAUCGCCACAUAUACUACCCAUUGUAUUCAUCUAGGAAUUACUGCUGCUUUUAGGUUACUCUUAUGAAGACACUUUUAUAACUUCUGUUGUCUCCCUUUGUAUCCUGCACCCUCUGGAAUUCUCUCCUUUAAAGGGUUAAUUAAGAGUAUCAUGUAGAUGUGGGAAAAUAAUCAUAAAAAUAAGUGGAUCUAAAAAUACUCCAUGUACAGCCUUGUGGGGCCAGCCCUUUGUUUGGUCAGCUUGGCGUCACAUGAUAGGAAGAAUGAUUGGCUGAUAAUAGGCCUGAAAAUGUAAAAUAAUUGGAAUGGCAAGGAAAUAGGAGCAAAUGAAAAUUGCUUCAAUGUUAAAAUUGAGCAGAUACCUCUUAAAGCAAAUAAAUGAACAAAUCAGGUCCAUAAGAUCUUAAUUAAAGUACAGGCGGGCCCCGCUUAUACGGCAGGUUCUGUUCCGGACCCCCGCCAUAAAGCGGAACCCCAUUGAGUAUAAUGGGGUGCAUCGCGUGAAAAUGCCGCAAAAGCGGCUUUAAAACUGGGAAUGAAAGCUGCCGCAUUAGCGGAACGCCGGGAAGCGAAGCACCGGGAAGCGGAGCCCUACUGUAGAAGCAAAUAUAUAAAAUUCUCAGUAUGAAAUUGGGAAAAAAAUGAUAUGUAGGAUUAAUAUUAACUAAAACCUGUGAUGAACUUUCUCGAAGGUAAACUGCAUAAUACUAAUAUGUGUAUUAAUUUUAAUCUCCAUGAGAUUAUAUUGUGAUCCAGGGUGCCAUUUUUACUACUAAAUUUUCACCACUAAAGUUUAUAAUUAAGCCAGUUCUAAUACUGUUCUAAAAUGUUUCUUAACUUGACUCUGAAACAAACCUGCAAACUCCUAACUCCUCAAUUUAUACUUAUUUAUUUAGUAAACUUCAUGAUAGGAAAGUAUUUGUACAGUAAAUUAAUACAAGUGUAAAGUUCAGAGUCACUCCCUGCUUUUCCAAAGAUAAUUAAGGAUUUUUUUAAAAAAAAAUCAGUAUUUUAACAUGGUUUAAAAUCGCUGGAGCCACAGAAAAACAAAGAAUUAAAAAGCAACUGAAGAUGUUGUCUUCAGCUGCAGUUGUCCUAGUUGAGAUGUUGAAUACAUUUUUUGCAUAUGCAUCAUUCAAUGAAUUUUGCAUGUUUAAUAAUAAGCAUAAAGUGAAUCUGUAUUAUGGAUAAUUCUAUCAAAUAUGACGAUACACAUUUUUAUAAGACCCAGCUGUCUACAUUUGCAAAGGACUCUAUUAAGAUUUAUUUUAAUGUUUUAUUACUAGUUUUUGGUGUAUUUUUUAAGUUCUGCAUAAUGUUGAUAAUUUAGGGAAAUUGAUGAUUUAUUUUUACCUAGGUCUACUGCUAAAUUCUAAUAGCGACCUGCAGGCUUUCUACAAGACUCUGAUCACAGUUGAAAACACUGUUGUAACAGCUGCCCCCAGGCUGGUAAACAAAAUCUUUGUCAGUACACGUAGGGAAUUGCUUUUCCCACCCCACCCCAGGUUUUCCUUUACAGUGCUCUUCCACCAAAUCCUUAAAAUGCUUUUUGGUCUCUGGCAGUUUAAAGAGUAGCUUGAGGGUUUUAUGUUAAGGGAAAGAAGACUUGAACAGGAAACUUUGAGAAGAACUGGCUGCAUGCUCACAACAUGCUCAGUUUCUUUUUGAGAUGUGGCUGAAGCUGAGUGGUUAUUGGAAAAUGAAAUGGACUGCCUUCAGGUCGGUUCCGACUUAUGGCAACCCUAUGAAUAGGGUUUUCAUGGUAAGCAGUAUUCAGAGAGGGUUUACCAUUGCCUUCCUCUGAGGCUGGGAGGUAGUGACUGGCCCAAAGUCACCCAGUGAGCUUCAUGGCAGUGUGUGGAUUCGAACCCUGGUCUCCUAGGUCAGUGCUGUAAUUAACAGAUGCUUCCAGCUCCCCUGUUUUAAACUGCUUAUGUUCCCUCCUCAAUUUUUUUCCUAGAAUAUGGUGAUUUUUAAAAUCAGUACAUACUUUAUUUGCACUUUUGAAAUAUAAUAUGGUACACUUUUCCCUUUGUUUAACAUUCACCUUGCAAACCUAGAUGCAUGACAGUGACAGAAUCUUGUCAUGUCUUUUCCUGCAUAGAAGGCAAUCUGCCUACUGUUUUGGCAGAAAGGUGCUCUCUAGAAGUGAGAUAUGUGCUACCAAAUUACUGUAAAGAGGAAAAGAGAGGUUUCCAAUUUUAUUAAAAUAUUAUUUCUACAUUACAGUCCUAAACCGUGCCAAAAUAUUUCAUCUGCCCUCUCUUGAAAACUCUUGCUGAGCAGAAGGUAACUUCAAACAUAGUGUUUUAACUUCAUGUGAGUUCACUGAUGUUGGGAAAACACAUACAAUUAUGGUAUGUGUGACUGUAACGCACGUCUAUUUUGCCUCAUGGGAACCCUCUGAAGAUCAUAGCUUUCCAAGAGGUGUUUCUGCGCAAGAUGCCAUUAUUCAGAUAUCAGUGUGUGCAUGUUUUCCACUGCACCAGUAUGGAAAAGGCAUUUGUGAUAUGGUCCAAAUACUGAACAUCAACUAUAACUUCACACAGACUGGGAGAGGUUUCACAGGGGUCUCUGUAUUAGGCAAAAUUCUGUUUAAGAAGGACAUUGCAGCCCAGGUUAUUAAAGAUGUCUCUCCAUAUAGAUAACUUUGGGCAGACUUCAUGCUUAGCUGAGAAAUAAUCAUAACUUCUAGGCAGAACUGAAGAUAAUAGAAGUGCUUUCAGCCAACAUAUUUACUUCAGGGACAGUGAUACCCCACCAUCAGUUAAGUGGGACUAUUUUAUGUGGUUUUCAUAAUUUUUAAACUAGUUAUACCCUGUGGUACACCUUGUAGAAAUAUUUAUGCAUUUUUGCCACACUUUAUUAAUAUUUUCUUGCUGCCCUAUUUAGCACUUACAUUGGCAUGUUCCUUGCCGCAGUUCCCAUUUUCCCUGACUCAAAUGAUCACAGAUGAGCUAAUAGACAAGCUAAUGUGCUGGCACUUCUGGUCAGUAGUUAAUGGUUCAGUGAAGGCUGCAGUCCUAUAUAUACAAACCUUCCCCAACCUGGUGCACUCCAGAUAGAUGGAGCUGUAGUUGCUAUACACACUUGCCUAGGAGUAAUUUUCAUUAAAGCCAUGCUCAAGAUUAAAUUAAAUUUUGACCAGACAUGUAUAGGAUUGUACUCUUCAAUCUAGAUUUAUCGGCUGAGAAGCAACCAAGUAUGUGUUAAUAUUCUUGGUGUAAAUCCCUGUGAAGAAGGGACAACAGGAGAUCCUUGUGCCACCAAGUAAGCAUGUCAUUUGAAAGCUGUAACAAAGAACCAGUACUGUGAAUAAGAAGAGGCAUGUAAAGCUCUAACUAUGGUCAGUGGAGGUGGACCAUUGUUACACAUAAGAACAUUAAAAACAAUCAGAUGUUGGUAUCGUUAUAACUAUAUCUUACAAAAAAGGUAGUCAGCUAAACAUUUCUUUCAUAUUUGCCUUGUUUCCUAAACAGUUCAGAAAAGCAGUUGUCACAGUUUUAGAGAAAGUAUAUUUUAUCAUAAUUGACCAGAUAAUUUUUUUAAUUCUCAGGCUGAAUGCUUGGUGGUGUAUCUGUAACUGACACAGCCUAGCUAGCAAAAUUAACUUUCAUUUAAAAAACAAGCACUAGUGCCCCAUUUACUCAGCACAUUGGGGUGAGGGAACAUAAUAUACUCAGUGAUUUUAUUUUGGGGAUUAAAUUGAAGCUCAAAAACUGCCCAUCAACAUUCUGAGAAGGAAAAUGUUCUUUUAACAGAGAAUCGCCACUUUCUGCACCCUUAAACACAGGCAUAGUCAUACCCAUUCUAGUUGGAUUUCAGUAUAUGUGUUGGAAUAAUAAUAAUAAUAAUAAUAAUAAUAAUAAUAAUAAUAAUAAUAAUAAUAAUUAGUUAUUAUGGUGCCAAUAAUGUAUAUUGUACUUUACAGAGUAACAUAGAAGAAGACAUGCCUCUACCCUGAGGAGCUUACAGUCUAAAACCUGAGAUGGAAGAGUGGUUUCCUUGUAGGAAAUGACUUAUAGUUCAGUGAUAGAUCACAUGCUUUUUGUCUGUACAAAGCACCAGGUUCAAUUUCUGACAUCUCCAGUGAAAAAAUAUAAGUUGAUGGGAAAACCUCUCCCUGCCCAAAGCCCCAGAGAGCUCCUGCCAGUCAAAGUUGAAAUGCUGGGUUAAAUAGUAAAAUAUUCUCACCAGGCACCUUCCUAUGUUCCUUGGGCUCUGAAUGGUAGAUAAUGUGGAGUUGUUGACAUGAGCAAUAGAGCAAGGGAAUACAAAAAUAAUUCUAAAACAAUUAUCCAAGAAAAGCAACGGGAGGGGGGGGAGGCCAAUAAGUGAUGAUGAUGACAGAAACUUAAAUUUGUAUCACUUAUAUGGAAAUGUUUCUGGGUGCUGUUUCUGUUGUUCAGUGUGCAUAAAGCAGCUUAAAAUACAGGUUGGAGCACUGAGCUACAAAAGACAGUAAUUUGAAUUUGAGUUUUCCUUCUCCAGCAGGCAAACAUAGUAGCACUUUGAUAAGCACUUUUGCUUACUCUAGAAGUUGCCUAUUCAAUAGAAGUCAGUAGUAUGUGUUUUUGCUCUUUUACAUCCUGGCAUUGGGCUAAGGUGGUGUGCUCAAUGCCAGUGAAAGUAAGCAAUUUUUUUAUCUUUUAUAUAACAGGAAGUUACCAGUUACACAAAAACACAGACUUCUUUUAGCAAAGUGACAGGCAUUAAGAGGGUGCUGCUGGAAUUUAACAGAAGGUAUUUGGUAGCAGGUUUUUUUAAACAAACUAGUUUCCCCUAUAAUCCCUGACAGCAGACAUUCCUUAACUAAGACCAGCUUUCGACACUUGUACAUCUGAUGCAAAAUAUUAAAAUGGCACCAGCCUGAACACACCAGUUGCUGAAAGAGAGAACCCAUAAUAGCUGCACUCCUAUUUCUAACUAUGGAAAUAUAAAUGCAUACCUAAGAAGCCACUGUCCUCUGAAACUCAACAUUUCAUUUUAAUGUACACUCAACAAACACAGGAGACAUGUCAGUUUAAUAGUCUUUUAUUGACCUUGAGAGUUAAGAUUGUAUAUCAACAAUUUUAAUAAGCAGCCUAUCCACAGAACAGAGUUCUUCUCCAACUUUUUGGAACUAUUUUUGCAAUAUGGGACAAAUGGAAGAUAAAACAUACUUUGUAGGAAUAUGAAGUAAAAGGUUGCUAACGCUGAUGUAACUUACUAUUUUUUAUAUAUUCAAGACACCAUCCAGUCUUUUUUGUUUGCUCGUUUUGUUUUGUAUCCUUCCCACCCAUUCUCCACAUUAGCAGUGUCAGAGUUGUGGCCACAGGACAGCUACAUGUGCUGAUGGAGCAUAUCAGGGACCAGUUGAAUUGGGCCCUCAGCGUUUAUUGGCUCAUACAAUCACAUUCAGUUAUCAAAAUGCAAGUGAUUCCCUGUCAGCCAAAUUCAAGACAGGUAUGCCAACAUAGUAAGGGAAACAUGUUUAUAGUGUUCAGUUUACAGCGUUUAUGGCCACUAAAGAAUUGUUUUUUUUAAUCAUGUCAUUUGUGAUCUUUGUUGCGUAAGUCAUUAGAAUUUAAUUAUUAUCACUGCUUUUUAAAAUCUCAUUGCAUCUGUGAAAUGUGUCAGAUAUUAAGAAUUCAGUUAUAGCAAUGUUCUGUUCAAACAAAAAUGUUUUCUUGUGAUACAGUAAAAUGCAAAAUCUAUCCAUGCCAACAAAAUGCAUCGGAAAUGUUUAAAGAAAAUUGACAAUGAUCUAGCAUUGGUGAUUAUGUACGACUUCAUAUUUUCAACUAAUAAUUGUGCCAGUGAAGUUUGGCAUUUAUACAACCUUAUAGUGACUAUGUAAGCAUGCACUAAAGCCCUCAUGUUCAUAUGAAAAUCUUUAGUAGAAAGGGGCAGGUAUAAUGUUCUCAAAGUUGUAUCACAGGUGUGGAAAGUAAGAAUAGUGGAUGUGUUUCUCAGCUCUGCCAAUGACUCCCUUGGUGGCCUUGGGCAUGGUACUAAACCUUUCUGCCUCAGUUUCCCCAACUGUAAAAUGGGGGUAAUAAUACAUGCCUCACAGGCUACUGUGAGAACUGUUCAGUUGUUCCUGAUGCACUUCUAGUGUGAAAAAAUCUAUUAUAAGUAUUACACUUUUUAAUAUGGAAUCAAUUUAUUCAAUUUACAUGGUUUGCUGAAUAUGCCAUGCUAUUUAUACUUUUUAUACAACUGUAAUAGUACUGUUGGGAAAACAAAUAUCACACUUAUCGUAAUAUACUUCUUACAGGUUAUGGAGUACAGCUUAGGUCUUGCCAAGCAAAGUCCUAUAUAGUACUGCAAAGUGCUGCUUUUGCAAAAUCAUGUAGACACAGUUUUCCUAUUACUGAGAUUCAGAUUCUGCAUAAAUAGAGCAUCAUUGAUUAUUUUAGGACAAAAUGUUAAAGAAAUUUGACAUCAUAGAUAUUUUCUAUUAAUGUACAAUAAAGCACCAGAAAAGAAAAAUUACCCUUUUGAAAGCAGCUAAUUCCAUCAGCAAAAAUACCUUUCAGCUGCUAAUUCAUUUUAUCUCUGAGACUUGCUGGCCUCUUCCUACAAUUGGUCAUUAUGACUAUAUGUAGAAGAAGUUUGAUGUUUAUCAGUGGCUGACAUGAAGAAAAGGAUACUUGCAAAAAUGAUAUCAGAUCAUGCAGCAGGCCGCGGUCUGAUUCCAUCAGAUUCAUCUUUUGUACCAAAUCUGACUUUCAAAGCUCACAUAUUCCACUGGGAAUUUCUCCUAUGCAAACCCCAUUGAAACCUAUGUGGAAUAUGAUACAUUGGUCAAGAUUAUGCAAAGCACUUGAGUCCACCCAUUUCCAUCAAAGGCUAAAAAUUCACGCCUCUUCAAUGUCCUUGAGUGCCCCCCAGGAUUUUCAGUGCAAAGCAGGCCUUGCCACUGAGAUUUCCAUUUAUUUAUUGGCAUCCCUUUAACUUUACCUUCCAUUAAAUUGAAUUGGGAAGCCCUUGCAAUAGAGACAACUAUGUGUGUUCCAUCCAAGCACUUACAAGUACAUCUGUACCCAUCAGAAAUUGCUGGGCCAGAAUCAAUGGAUGUAACUCUGAUGGAAUUUACUUGAUCUGAAUAUGCAUAUAUUUGCGAGAUGUAAAGUUUCCGGCCUAGGGUUUCAAUGGUUAUUUCCUUUUGUAUUGUAUACUGAAUACUAUGGCUGCUCUCCAAAUAAGUAACAGAGUAGACCCCUUGAAAUCAAUUGAUAAGCCUACUCUGACUUUUACUUUGUUGGAUAUCAUCCCUUAAACUAUUAAUCAAAAAUAACUUUCAGAGCUAUUCCAUUCUUUUUAUUACUUAACAAAUGCAAGCCAGUCUUAACAAAAUAAAAUGUGAUUUUUAAAAUUUUUAUUUUUUCUUAAUGUAAAGCCUAAAAUAUGCAGGUCACACACUAUGGUCAGGUUGCAGCCCUGAAACUAAGACCUUCUGCCAUGCGUAAAUGAGAUAUUUUACAUCACGGUAUUUGCUGUGUAAACUUUUUUCUUUUCUGUUAAGAAAUGCCAGAAUCAAUAAAAUGUUAGCUUUCCUGUAUUAUACUACUCUGAGGCUCAACAUUUCUAUAUAGAAGAGAGGAGAAUGUUUUCUAAUUAUUUAAUAAUUAUAAGGUACUGUAGGGGUAAUGGAGAAGCCAUUUAUUUACAGGGGAAAGUCUAAAAAAAUAAUAGGCAAGAUUAAUGUACAAAUUGAUGCACUUCCCCCCUCCCCUCUAUCUUAAUGUUUAAUCUUUGUUUGCAUGACAUUUUCUUUUGUUAAAUAUUAAUGGUAGUUUGAAAGCAAGUGAAUAUAAAUAAAGAUACUGAUAAUUA